AUGCCCCUCCCUCCGUCUCCCCUGAAACUCUCACACCGCUACCCAUCAGCAACAGACGACUCACCCAUCUCCCCCGGGACAACUGGGAAUACUUUUGCAGUUGCAAGCCCCCGGUCACCGCGGACACCCCGAUUAUCUGCGCCUCCGUCUCCCGUCGCGUCCCGCCAUAACUCAAACGCCAUGAGUGGGUCCCACCGAGAAUCCGGAGAUUUCUCUGGCGCCGCUGAUGCAGGUGGCGGAGGACUGGGAAAUCUGGCGGAUGAGCUAGCCGAUGCAUGGGAAGAAGAGGAGGAUGGAUAUGGAUAUGCGUCAGGCCAGGAAGCCAGUCGCGCGGGCUCACAGCAAAUGGGUCACAGUGAUGGAGAAGAUAUGUAUAUGCAAUCAGUGCACAGCGUGCGCUCCCGGUCACCUUCGCUCUCACCAGAAAGAGAUUCGCUCCAUCCGUCAAGGAACAAAUACCGCGCAAAUCAUUUGCGGCAGCACCGCCGGCAGGAGUCGCAAUAUGAUGGCUCGGAUUAUGGGCCUGACUCAGAUCUAGAGGAGGCGGAUAUCUCCCCCGCCUUGGAGAGCCAAAUGGCUGAGAUUGAGAGUCUCGUUCGGCGGGGUAUAGAGAAUAACGGAAGUGAAAACGACCAUGUCAUUCAACGGACGGUUGAGUCAUUGAAAGAUCUUGGUGGACAGAGUGGGAUUGAGAACAGUGCCAUGAGACUUAUCACCGCUCAUUCCUCAAUCACAUCACAUCUCACCCACCAAACCCGCGCCCUCCAAUCCCUCGUCCACCCUCUCCUCUUCUCUCCAUUCCCCCUCCUUUCGGAGGACGCCAUCGACUCUCUCAUGCCCCUUAUCGACGAAGGCUUAUUGCCAAAUCUCCCAUACCCCUUCCCCGAACAGAACCAAGACUCCCAAUCAACAGCCCCUCAGUCCCCCGCACACAACCCCCUGGCCUCUCUCCAAGCCCUCAUCUCGCAAACAGCAGAUAUCACACAUACACUUCGUGGCUUAAGCGAUACACUCUACGAGUCGAGACAAUUGACUUCAACGGCUUCGCGCCGGUUACGCUCUGCGCGAGAACUCGUCGCUGACAUUCGGCGGGAAGAAGAGAGUCGCGAAGAGGGUUCGCGGUGGAUCGAGCGCGGUGAGUGGGACCGUCGGCUCAAAGACCGAGAGGCUGGUAAGGUCUGUGGCGACGUAGUCAGUGGCUUUGAAGCUGUCUGUGGGGAAUGGCGGGAGAAGCUGUUUGGGGCUAAUGCUGAAGUGGCUGCUGCAUAA
This is a messenger RNA of Penicillium samsonianum, 1269 nucleotides long. RefSeq lists its product as uncharacterized. NCBI's taxonomy places the organism in Eukaryota, Fungi, Ascomycota, Eurotiomycetes, Eurotiales, Aspergillaceae. Bases 1 to 1269 code for a protein of 422 amino acids. The transcript has 2 exons. The record is from RefSeq and is a predicted model, not a curated record.